AAUCAACAUAUCGGCAUCAAGCAACCAUAGACGAUGAGGUUGUGACCAUGGAGAUCCUUGACACAGCCGGACAGGUAGGAGCUUCAGCAACUUUGCACAGAAAACAUAGACGUUUGUGUAGAGAAAUAUUUAUACCGUGUCUGGCAAUAGAAUAAGAAUACUUCAUAGUCAAUUGAAAAUCCCAAUUCAACCCUACUGUAUAAUGACGACUUCUCAGGGCAUAUUCGCAGUAGCAGUCCUCGCUAGACCAAAUCCUCGCUAGCGUUGCUCUGUGCUGUUCUAAUCAGUCGUUGGCUAAACAUAUUAUACUAGCCAUCUGGGAGAGAACCCAGCAGCAUAGGUCUUCCAUCCCAAGAUAAAUGUGCUGCUGCUAGUACGUAGGUGUUCUGCCUGCUGCUAAUUUCCCCUGUGACACGUCCAGCCAAGUCAUCCUUCUCUCAUUACAUGAUAUUCUAUUUUGAGAGUGCAGGGAGUGAGAGUUUAGGUGAAGGCCUAACCGAGCGUUGCUAGACCUGUCUUUCUCUGUCAGAGAGCCAGUGUAGAGUUGAGGUUUCUUCGUGCUCUUGAGCUCUUCAAAGCCGUUAAAAGUGGUGAGAGUACAUAUCAAGCCUUUGAUUCUUGAUUCUUCUUGGACCCCGAAGGCAUCUUUAUACCUCAUAAAUCAGAUAAGUUCAAAAGUCGGUCAGUUAUAGAUGUCAAGUAUCACUGUGUUCAAUGUGAGUUAUGCAACAGUUAUUGUAACAGUGUUGUUAUUGCCAAUAGCAGUUGAGGUCAAGAAUAUCUCUGGCUCCUGCUUGCGCAAGUUUAAGACUUAAUUUUUUUCAUCACACGACCAGUAUGUUUUGUUACAACAGGACUGGUUGUUCCGACUUGAUGAAAUCAGGAGCAGCUGCUGAAAUUUGCACAUAGUUCAGAAGGGUAGCCGACUGUUCAAAUCUGGGGGAUUUAACAAGUGUUAUGUUGAGAAAGGAGAAAUAAAGCAUUUGAAUCCAAUACAAACAUGUGCAGUCAAUAAUUUGCAGCUGAAAACUUGUUCACUUGUUCAAUGAAGGCCAGCAGAGAACUAUUGUUUCUUUGCCUUGUGGCCUAUUGGUCAACAUCAAAGGUCAACAGUAUUCUAAUUAGCUAGCUAGUUGCCAACAGAUUGUCGCUAACAACAUCCUUCCCUCCUGUAUCUUUACAUCAGGAGGACACGCAGCAGAAGGAGAGCCACAUGCGCUGGGGCGACGGCUUUGUCAUCGUCUAUGACAUCACUGACCGGGGCAGCUUCGACGAAGUGGCUCCUUUACGGGGCCUCCUAGAGGAAGUUAAGAAACCCAAGAAUGUCCCGUUGGUUCUGGUGGGCAACAAGGCCGACCUGGACCAUGCCCGACAGGUGGGCACGGAGGAGGGUGAGCGGCUGGCCGCCGAGAUGGCGUGCGCCUUCUACGAGUGCUCGGCGUGCGCCGACGAGGGUGGCAUGGUGGUGGAAGCAUUCCAUGAGCUGUGUCGCGAGUUGAGGCGCCGCAAGGCGGUCCAGGGCAAGGCCAGGCGCCGUAGCUCCACCACCCACGUCAAGCAGGCCAUCAACAAGAUGCUGACCAAGAUCAGCAGC
This is a messenger RNA of Coregonus sp. 'balchen', 1594 nucleotides long. The record is from the annotation of a GenBank genome assembly. Lineage: Eukaryota; Metazoa; Chordata; Actinopteri; Salmoniformes; Salmonidae.